CUGGCCAAGAUGGCGGACGCACAAACCGAGAGGGCUUAUCAGAAGCAGCCCACCAUCUUCCAGAAUAAGAAGCGUGUUCUGGUCGCUGAAGGCGGCAAGGAGAGCAAAGAAAAGCUCCCCCGUUACCAUAAAAGUGUCGGGCUGGGCUUCAAAACCCCAAGAGAGGCUAUUGACGGCACUUAUAUCGACAAGAAAUGCCCCUUCACUGGAAACGUCUCCAUCCGAGGCCGUAUCCUGUCGGGUGUGGUGACCAAAAUGAAGAUGCAAAGGACCAUCGUCAUCAGGCGCGACUACUUGCAUUACAUCCGCAAGUACAACCGCUUUGAGAAGAGACACAAGAACUUGUCUGUGCAUCUGUCCCCAUGCUUCAGGGACGUCUCAAUCGGAGACAUCGUUACGGUCGGUGAGUGCCGACCGCUCAGCAAGACGGUGAGGUUCAAUGUUCUCAAGGUGACAAAAGCAGCUGGAGCGAAGAAGCAGUUCCAAAAGUUUUAA
Messenger RNA from Nerophis lumbriciformis (worm pipefish), 495 nucleotides. The record is from RefSeq and is a predicted model, not a curated record. NCBI's taxonomy places the organism in Eukaryota, Metazoa, Chordata, Actinopteri, Syngnathiformes, Syngnathidae.